Aspergillus calidoustus is the source of this 1362-nucleotide messenger RNA. The record is from the annotation of a GenBank genome assembly. Lineage: Eukaryota; Fungi; Ascomycota; Eurotiomycetes; Eurotiales; Aspergillaceae.
AUGAGUGAAUGGGAAAGGAUAAAAUUAAUUGCAAUACCUAAACACCUGAAAGAUGAUGCUUACAGCUAUAUCAGGAAUGAGCUUACGACAAAGUACGGACUGAGCGCCAAACACAGAGAAAAAUACCCUGUGACACGGGUAGACCUUAAUAUUCUGAUUCAACAUCUUUACAAAGGUGAUACGCAUGAUUAUGUCCAUGAACGCGGUCGUUUUCAACAAGCCUUUGGCCUAUCACUAUUUUCCUCUUCCGGAGCCAGAGCAGGCGCUAUUGUUGAAUCAAGCGCCUACCGGGACACCAAUGAGGCUCUUUAUUAUCAGCACCUCUCCUUGAACAUGAGGUGGGAUGCUGGAGAGAAUGUCAAAUAUUGGGUCACCAUCAGUCCAGAGUUUCUAAAGGGUCAUCGUUAUGACGAUGAAACUAUUUUGCCUAAGAAUUGGAUCGGAGAGCAAAAAAUUCUUGGAAGGAAUUUUGUUUACUGGCUGAUGGUAUGUGGUAUUGCCGACAAAGCCUUUCGGGGAAUUCAAUCUUUGAAUGAGUUGCUUGCAAAGAAGCCUCCUAAAGGUCGAGAUUCAUGGACUCUUGAAUGGGCUGAGCACGCCAAAAACUUGCCAGUGCUCCGGAUGGUGACUGUUUCUGGUCCCCACUCAUCUCGUGCUUUAACUUUCUCAUCUUUGCGGCAUCACUAUAGCGCACUGGCGGAAAGGGCCCAUUUUCGCGAUCCUUUAAGAGUCCACGGGAUUAGAGCUGGUACUGCAAACGCCAUCGAUCCAAAGGCCUCGGAAGCUGCACGUGCCUGUUUCUGGAACGAAGAGGCAGACUAUGAAUCGCAUGCUAUGGAGCAAAGUAUGGCCCAUCACCGCGAUACUAACUCUCCUUGCAAGAUGGAUGCUGCUGCCGUUGCUGAAAUAGAGACUGAUUCUGAGAUGCUUAAAAUCUACCAGAAGAUUGAUGAGCUUACCAGAAGGAUUGCUGGUCGACCUCAUGAGAAUGCACUUCUGGCCGCUGAACGAGCUGUAUGGUACAAUAAAGCAGCCAAAAAGCGCCGUGCGAAGAAGCAAGAGUUUAUCAAGACCUGGUGGGCGACAUCGUACGACGAAUAUGUUGCGGGGAAUAAUUUUGAUGAGCGAGAUACCACAAACCUUUUCGAGAUAUAUCGCAAGUACAUGCCGGAAAGGGACCGGCUGGACAAGAACCUUUUCACGGAGACUCCAAUUCACAGUGAUAUUGGAAGGCAGUGCUUACAGGAUAUGCUCAGGCUUAUCACCUCACAGGAACGCGUGGCAUAUUAUCCUGGCGAAUCGCCUAUCGACGGAAAGUGCCCAAUCUGCCAAAGGGAAAUGUCUAGGUACGUUGCAUGCUAA